UGGGCCAUGCAAAGAUGGCAUCACUGAUGUGGUCCUAUGUGAAAUUUCUCCCUUCUAUUGAAGACAAAAUCCCUGGUAAAAGCUAAACCUGCUUGGCAGUUGAAUGGAGAUGAACUUGAUCUGUGUCACAUACAGUGUUUGGGAGCAAGUGGUGUGUGUUCAGCCAGUUUGGGAGUAAAAAAAAUAAAAACAACAAAAACACAACAAAACAAACAAAAAAAACCAACAACGACCAAAAAAAAGACAAAGGUGACAAGUUGUUGCAGGCAGCUUCAACAUCUGCGAGAUGAGGGCCCAGCUAGUCUGUGUGAACGUUUCCUGUUAUUACUCUGCCUGCAACCCCCCCUGCUCUAGGUCAUCUGAUGGUUACAUCCAUCUUACAGAUACCAGUUCUAUAGAAGUGGAAGCAGGCUGCAGCAACAUCGACAAGGUCAGGGAUACUGAUGCAAGGAAGAGCUCUGGGAAGCCCCCCAUUCCGGACAUGUCAGGACUAUCAACUCGUGAGGAGAAAGGGUCUGCCGACCCCGAGCCCCCUCGCAAGCCAGGCCACGGCCCCGGGCGCCGGGAGCGCGGGCGGGUGCCCGUGCCUGGUCCCCGCCUAGGGAGGGAGGCGGGCGCAGGGAUCUGAGCAGCACGUCGGGCUGGCCCCGGAGAGCUUGUCGUGGGAGAGCCAGACCUGAGAGGGGCUGGCCUCUGUCAGAUGAUUGACAUAAUCUGGCGCCGAAGUGAAGUUUUCAGUGAGUCACCCGCCGUCCCGAGCAGCGGAGCCGCGCAGCCCCCGCCGCCCUGCCGGCCCCGCACGGCCCGGCCCGGCCGCCCCCCGCUCCCCGUGGAUGCCGAUCGAGCUCCGCGAUGACUCCCCGACUGCCGAGGAGCCUGCGGCGGCUGCUGCUGCUGCGCCUUGCCCUCUGGGUCCUCAUGGGCAGCUCCGUCCCCGCUCUGCUUCGGGUUGAAAGUAUCUCACCUGUAGAUGGAAAUAAGGGAAAUGGAUUGCAAAUGCCGAACCUAUGCAAAUUUUGUGAUGUUAAAGUAACAACCUGCUCAAACCAACAUAAGUGCAAGAGCAACUGCAACAUCACUGCUAUUUGCGAGAAGAAAAAUGAAGUCUGUGUCGCUAUAUGGAGACAAAAUGAUGAAAAUGUGACAUUAGAAACAAUAUGCCACGAUCCCCAGGAAACACUCUAUGAUCAUGUGUUGGAUGACUCCAGCUCAGAGGAGUGUUUGAUGAGAGAAAAGAAGGACAAUGGGGGAUUGAUGUUCAUGUGUUCCUGUACAGGUGAAGAAUGCAACGAUAUGCUAAUUUUUCCAUCAGCUGACCCUCAUAAGCCAGAGGAGAAAGAUGAAAUUUCCAAAGUCACAAUCAUAAGUCUUGUCCCAUUACUGGUGAUUUCUGUUGCUGUGAUUGUUAUCUUUUAUGCCUACCGCACUCAUAAGAAGAGGAAGCUCAACAAGGCAUGGGAGAAGAAUGUUAAGCCCAGGAAACAUACAGACUGCAGUGAUGUUUGUGCCAUUAUGUUAGAUGAUGACCGUUCAGACAUCAGCUCUACCUGUGCCAACAACAUCAACCACAACACAGAAUUGCUGCCUAUUGAGUUGGACAUUGUUGUUGGCAAAGGAAGGUUUGCUGAAGUGUAUAAAGCCAAAUUGAAGCAAAACACAUCAGAGCAGUAUGAAACUGUGGCAGUUAAGAUUUUCCCCUACGAAGAAUAUGCCUCCUGGAAAACUGAGAAGGACAUUUUUUCAGAUGUAAACCUCAAGCAUGAGAACAUACUCCAGUUCUUGACAGCAGAGGAGCGUAAGACAGAUCUUGGUAAACAGUAUUGGUUGAUUACUGCCUUCCAUGCUAGAGGAAACUUGCAGGAAUAUCUCACACGGCACAUUAUCAGCUGGGAGGACCUCUGGAAACUGGGUGGAUCCUUGGCCCGAGGGAUUGCCCAUCUUCAUAGUGAUCAUACACCCUGUGGUCGCCCCAAAACACCUAUUGUGCACAGAGACCUCAAAAGUUCUAACAUCCUGGUGAAAAAUGAUUUAACGUGCUGUCUGUGUGACUUCGGGUUAUCCCUGAGGCUGGACCCUUCUCUGUCUGUGGAUGACUUGGCUAACAGUGGGCAGGUUGGCACAGCAAGGUACAUGGCCCCUGAGGUUCUGGAGUCCAGGAUGAACCUGGAGAAUGUGGAGUCCUUCAAACAAACAGAUGUGUACUCCAUGGCUUUGGUCCUCUGGGAAAUGACAUCUCGCUGUAAUGGCGUCGGAGAAGUGAAAGAGUACGAGCCCCCGUUUGGCUCUAAAGUGAGAGAACACCCCUGCGUGGAAAGCAUGAAGGACAACGUCCUAAGAGACAGAGGGCGACCUGAGAUCCCCAGCUCCUGGCUUAACCAUCAGGGCAUCCAGAUGGUGUGUGAAACUCUCAUUGAGUGCUGGGACCAUGACCCCGAGGCUCGGCUCACGGCGCAGUGCGUUGCGGAGCGCUUCAGUGAGUUCAAGCACCACGACAAGCUCUCAGGAAGAAGCUGUUCGGAGGAGAAGAUCCCUGAAGAUGGCUCUGUCACCACUGCCAAGUAGCAUGCACCCAAGAGCUCCAAAGUGGAGGGAAGUUGCUCCUAGAUGCAUUCACCUUGGCAAAGGAAGAAGUCUCGAUCGGUGCCUUGACUUGCUUCCUGGAGGACUGAGGCUGUCACUACUCCCGUUAGACUCUGGCUCCAGACAGGGAGAAGUUUUCAUGGGAAUUAAAAGCUGGGGAGUAGGUAUAAUAUCCUAGCAUUGGCUGCCAGCAUCAUGCCAUAGGAGGAGCUAUGUAUGUUAGCACUUCCUCAGGAAACGAGAUUUGAAAAUAGCCAAUAACAUUAUGCACUUUAUUAAUGCCUGUAUAUAACUAUGAAAUUGCUAUUUUUAUAUAUAUAUACACAUAUAUAUAAAUAAAAUGUGUGUAUAUGUAUAUAUAUAUAUCUAUAUCUAUAAACAGCCAUGCUCUGAAAAAAAAGAGUUUCUAAAAAGAGUGCUUCCAGGAAAUUACCAGUGUGUUAGAGAACCCUCCCUCUUCGGGAAGGAGCUUGAGGAGACUGGCAUAGCACGGCACCAGCAGUUAGGCACUAAACACUCUGCCAAAAAGUUAGGAAUAAUAUGUGCUAAGAAGAUGGCUUUCAAAGCGUGUGCUGUGACCUCCUGGCUGUGGCCCUGCAGUUCACAGUUGCAGUAGCAGCGUCACAGCAGACCAGCCAAUUUGGCUUUGCAGUUGUACCUCUGCAUUCCUAUCUGCAGCACGUUUUGGAAGGUUCAGGGAUGCCUUUGCCCUCUCACCUUAUCCCCAGUGCCUUCAUAGCAUCCCAGAAUGGGAAUGUGAAGAGGUUUGGUCCCUCCCACACGUUUCCAUACAGAGGUCGUUAAUGUAUGUUUAUUGCUUUGAAUUCGUGCUGCUUGCAAGCAGGUUGCAAGACAUCAGCGGGUUGUUUUCCCCUCCUCCCACCCCCACCACCAAACCAUACCCAAGACAAGGCCAGCAAUAAUCCAAGCAGAUGUUUUAUAUUUGCUGUGCGUUCUGAGUGCAGGCAGUACUUUUUUUUUUUUUUUUUCCUUCCUCUUACCUUGAUUGUGUUAUUAUAAAUGAAACAUUUUUUUCCCUGUACAGCAUGUCUAACUGCUUGACACACCACAGUAUGACUCUGUUCCAUGCUGUCUAGAGAAAAGUAAGAGACAAUGGUCAGUGCCUUUAUUUUUGCAAAAGGACCUUGGAGGUAAGGGAAAGCUCCGUUCUCCAAAAUGUUUAAGACAGUUAACAUCACAUUAGGCCUAUAUAAAUGACAGCAGUGUGCUUAAUAAGUGCUAACAAUUUUGUCUUCAGGAGUUUUGCAGUGAUUUCCACACACACACCCCCACACCCCCCCCCCUUUUUUUUUCUUUUUUUUUAAUCCGGUGCCAUUUAUUAAACCCCUUUGACAGAUAAACAUCGAUACUCAUCAAGCAGACAUUGCCAUGGAAGUCAAGAGGAAUCAAGAUUAUUCAAAUAGGAGUUAUGAUUUAUGAUGACAAGGAUUUUAUUUGAAAUGGGUUUGGAUCUGUUUCCUCCCCUUCCCCCGUUUUAACCGAACCACUCAGAAAUACUUAAACAGGCCGAGAAAAGCCUCAACAGCAGCAGUGGAGGCCACAAUGUGAGAUUUCCAAGGGGGAAGGGAUGAUCUGUAUUUUGUGAGGAUGCGAGGGGUGG
Apus apus (common swift) is the source of this 4201-nucleotide messenger RNA. RefSeq names its product transforming growth factor beta receptor 2 (gene TGFBR2). Gene Ontology annotation, molecular function: activin receptor activity; ATP binding; activin binding. The coding region runs from base 853 to 2562 and encodes 569 amino acids. The record is from RefSeq and is a predicted model, not a curated record. Lineage: Eukaryota; Metazoa; Chordata; Aves; Apodiformes; Apodidae. The transcript has 8 exons. Gene Ontology annotation, biological process: protein phosphorylation; transforming growth factor beta receptor signaling pathway; cellular response to growth factor stimulus. Gene Ontology annotation, cellular component: plasma membrane; signaling receptor complex.